Messenger RNA from Uloborus diversus, 799 nucleotides. RefSeq lists its product as uncharacterized. The transcript is spliced from 4 exons. The coding region runs from base 53 to 799 and encodes 248 amino acids. NCBI's taxonomy places the organism in Eukaryota, Metazoa, Arthropoda, Arachnida, Araneae, Uloboridae. The record is from RefSeq and is a predicted model, not a curated record.
CUAUAGCAUUUUCCUCGAAUUCUGCAACUAUAGCUGGAUUUUGUUUCUAUAUAUGCUGCGGCAAACUGCGGGGCAGAAAUAUUUGUUCCAGUGGAGAAAAAUAAAAUUUUCAGUCUUUCUAACAACUCUAGUAAUGUUAUGGACCUUUGGCAUUGGAAUGCUGACAAUGAACACUUUUCAAAGUCUUCUUGUCACAAAAUUGACUCUCAGGAAAUCAAAACCACUGGUGGAUAGUAUUGAAGAUAUUUCAAAACGUGAAGACAUUCAGCCAAUCGUGCCAAGAGAGAUACAAAUAGACCAUGUACUUCAGAAUUCUGGAAUACCUGCAUAUGAAAAAGCCUGGGAAAGGAUCAACAAUAAAUUCGUCCCGAUGGAGCAAGUGUUUGCUUUCCAGAAUUUACUUAUUGUCCAAAAAGGAAAAACAUGCAUAAUUCAUGGGCAUUUGAUAAUAAAGGAUCGACUGAGCACCUUUUUCAAAAAGACUGGCUCUUGCAACAUGCACUUGUCAAGCAAUUAUUUUUAUCCAUUCUCGCUGCCAUUUGCAUUGAAAAGAAAUCUGCCUCAACUAUUCCUGCAUAAAUUCAACUUGGGAAUAACACGUUUAGUAGAUGCAGAUAUAUCAGGAAAAUGGUUCAAAGCAGCACUCAAAGAAGCCACUCUCUGCACCAGUUAUACAGCAAAUCAUGUGAAACCCCUAGGACUGGGGAACUUGCAUGGCGUUUUGCUGCUAUGGGGUUUUGGAUUAGUUCUUGCAUCCACUUCACUGUUAGUAGAGGUAAUAGUUGUUAAUGUCUCGUAA